UCUCAAAUCUUUUCCUCUCCGGCCGUCCAACCAACCAUGAACUCUGCCGCUAACGAUUCCGUUCAGAAGCACAAGGUCGUUUUCAUCAUGGGUGCCACCGGCACGGGCAAGUCCCGCUUGUCCAUUGAUAUUGCCACUCGUUUUCCGGCUGAAAUCAUAAACUCGGACAAGAUACAGGUCUACGAGGGCCUGGACAUAGUCACAAACAAAAUCUCCAAUCUGGAGAUGAAAGGGAUUCCCCACCAUCUCCUCGGCCAGGUGCAACCUAACGCUGAUUUCACUGCGACUGACUUUUGCGUUCACGCGAUGGUCGCGAUGGAAGAUAUCGUGAAGCGAGGGAAGAUUCCGGUGAUCGUUGGCGGUUCGAACUCCUUUAUGGAAGCCCUGGUGGAGGACCCGCAGUUUGAUUUCAAGGGCAAGUACGAGUUUUGUGCCAUCUGGCUCGACGUAUCGUUGCCAGUGCUUGACUCUUACGUGAGGAAACGAGUCGAUCAGAUGUGCCAAGCAGGGCUGGUGGAGGAGGUGCGGGGGAUGUUUCAGCCGGACGCCGACUACACCAGGGGAAUAUACCGGGCAAUUGGGGUACCGGAGCUGGACCAGUAUUUUAGAGCGGAGGCGGAGGUCGACCAGGCAGCGAAGGCGGAGAUGCUGGAGGAAGCUAUCGAACAGAUCAAGGCAAACACCUGUGACCUAGUGAGAAAACAGCUCGGUAGGAUCUAUUGGGCGUGGGACAAGUUGGGGUGGCCGCUGCACCGCAUCGACGCGACGGUGGUGUUCGAGAGCUCCGGCCUGGAGGCUGACCUUAUGUGGGAUGAACUGGUGGCGAAGCCGAGCCUGGCGGUGGCGAAUGGAUUACUGAACGCAUUUUGA
Diospyros lotus (date-plum) is the source of this 870-nucleotide messenger RNA. RefSeq names its product adenylate isopentenyltransferase 5, chloroplastic-like. Gene Ontology annotation, biological process: tRNA modification; cytokinin biosynthetic process. The coding region runs from base 37 to 870 and encodes 277 amino acids. The record is from RefSeq and is a predicted model, not a curated record. Gene Ontology annotation, molecular function: tRNA dimethylallyltransferase activity. Gene Ontology annotation, cellular component: mitochondrion. NCBI's taxonomy places the organism in Eukaryota, Viridiplantae, Streptophyta, Magnoliopsida, Ericales, Ebenaceae. The transcript is spliced from 3 exons.